AUGGACAGGAAGUUCAUCACUCAGAAAUAGUGUGUAAGAGCGCAGAAGUGUCACACACCCUGAGAGCAUCAACAUGUUUUUAAAACAGGUUACAAUUUGUCUUUUAUUUUUUACUUUAUUUUAUCUCCCGCAUACAGAUGCGGAGUCUAUCAGAGCAGAUGAAGGAGCAACUGUCCAUCUGCCCUGCCACUCUCCACCUGAUGACAGUGUACAAGUUUCUGUAGUGUGGACAAAACAUAGUGCAACUAACAAAACUAUCUGUGAAUGGUUUUCUAAUCAAAUUUUGGGAUCUUCCUCCGGUGAUUGCAUUCCUCAUUUUACAUUCAACAGAACGUCUUUUACACUAAGUAUAGAAAAUGUUCAGCUCAGUGACUCUGGUAAUUACAGCUGUAAAACAUCAAGAGUAAUUCCACCACCAACAUUUCACACCAUCUCAAAUGUGAUACUCCAAGUUGCAGAUCCCUCCACUGUAUUACAUCCAGGUCUGUCCCUGCAGCUCCUGAACAGCAGUAAUGACACCUGUGUUCAUCUGCUCUGCUCUCUGGAGAGUCUGAACCCUGAGCUGGUGAACUUCACCUGGAGCCGAGAGGGUCAAAGGUCACUUCAUACAUCCACAUCUUAUGACAUGAAGAGUGAACUGCGUCUGUGUAAACCUGACUGGAGUGAUGGAGACACGAUCACCUGCCACGCCAGCUGCUCAAGCGCUCAAACACCCCUCAGCAGGACCAUUACACUUGAUUUCAGCAAUGAGGAAUCUAGCCAGAAAUCUCCAGAGUUUUGUGUGGUCCUUUUCAGCACCUUCAUCAUCUGCAUCAUUUUCAUCUGGAUGUUCUUCUGCUUUUUCAAAUAUAAGAGUGUGACCUGCUGCAGUGGACCAUCAGCAUGAGAAAUUUAUUGUAUAAUUCUGUUUCUGUAGUUUUAUAUAUAUAUAUAUAUAUAUAUAUAUAUAUAUAUAUAUAUAUAUAUAUAUAUAUAUAUAUAUAUAUAUAUACACAGUAUCUCA
This is a messenger RNA of Megalobrama amblycephala (Wuchang bream), 1003 nucleotides long. RefSeq lists its product as uncharacterized. Gene Ontology annotation, biological process: immune response; positive regulation of T cell proliferation; negative regulation of T cell proliferation. Gene Ontology annotation, cellular component: external side of plasma membrane. The transcript has 5 exons. The coding region runs from base 74 to 886 and encodes 270 amino acids. The record is from RefSeq and is a predicted model, not a curated record. NCBI's taxonomy places the organism in Eukaryota, Metazoa, Chordata, Actinopteri, Cypriniformes, Xenocyprididae.